This is a messenger RNA of Trypanosoma conorhini, 1086 nucleotides long. RefSeq names its product putative peroxisomal targeting signal type 2 receptor. The record is from RefSeq and is a predicted model, not a curated record. Lineage: Eukaryota; Euglenozoa; Kinetoplastea; Trypanosomatida; Trypanosomatidae. Gene Ontology annotation, biological process: protein import into peroxisome matrix. The coding region runs from base 1 to 1086 and encodes 361 amino acids. Gene Ontology annotation, molecular function: protein binding. The transcript has a single exon. Gene Ontology annotation, cellular component: peroxisomal matrix; cytosol.
AUGCCCUCCUUCAACUUCCACCCCGGAUUCGCUGGGCACGGUAUGCGAUGCAAUCCAUGGAAUCCAACGCAGUACAUCCUCACGGCUGCCGAGCACUUUGGUGUGGCGGGGUCGGGCAAGGUGUACAUUCUGAAUACGGCGCCAGGGGUGCCGCCGGGGUCCCCGGUCUCCCUUUUCGGGUGUUGGGGGACAAGCGACGGGGCAUUUGAUGCAUGUUUCAGCGAAGUGGACCAAAAUGUUGUGGCGGUGGCCUGCGGUGAUGGUCUGAAGCUGUACAACGUGGCUGAGUCCGCAAACCGGGAUGGCGCUCCGCCCCUAGUGCACAUCACGGAGCACCAGGCGGAGGUGGUGGGGGUGACAUGGAACCGUGACAGCUUCCUCUCCUGCAGCUGGGAUGGCGCGGUGAAGUUGUACCAGGCGGCCAACCCGGGCGUGUCUGCCAUGACCUUCCAGGAGCACGUGAAGGAGGUGUAUGAAGUUUCCUGUUCCACGCGCAACCCCGCCUCAUUUUUGUCAGCCUCUGGGGACGGCACGUGGAAGCUGUGGGACGCGCGUGCACCGCGCUCCGUCUUGACGCAGGUUGGACACAACCAUCAGAUUAUUCUCAGCAUUGACUGGAAUAAGUACGACGGGAGCAUCUUUGCCACCGGCGGCGUGGAUCGUACAGUGCGGCUGUGGGACCUUCGCCGGCCAACUCAGCCCCUCGCCUCCCUCCCUGGGCACGACAACGCCUGCCGCCGUGUGCGCUUCUCACCCCACUCGCGCGUGCUGCUGGCGUCGGCCGGCUACGACUGCCGCGUCUGCAUCUGGGACCUCAACCAGCCACAGCGCCCCCUCACCGCCCGCUACGCCCACCAUCGCGAGUUUGUCGUUGGGCUGGAGUGGUCGCUGGCCGUGCCGAACGCGAUUGCCUCCGCCUCUUGGGACGGACAGGCGUUCUUCUGGGUGACCGGGCAGCAGGUCACGCCGUCGCCGCCGCUGCAGCAACUCCCCGCCGCCGUGCCGCCGCCGCGGGUCCGGGUGCCACGAACGAAAGUACUCCCGGGGCUUCCGCUUGCGCCGCCCACCAUUCCCGUCCCGCAGUAG